Molecule: messenger RNA, 2226 nt
Organism: Astrephomene gubernaculifera
Lineage: Eukaryota; Viridiplantae; Chlorophyta; Chlorophyceae; Chlamydomonadales; Astrephomenaceae
Source: the annotation of a GenBank genome assembly
CUUAUACUGUUAAGGAUUUAUGAUAGUAACGUCUGAGCCCUGGUCCCCUUCAGAACUCUUAAUGUCCAGGUCUUUGCGACAGUCGGCAAAUAGUUUACGGCCAGGCUUUACUUCUCUUCCCUUAAUGUUAAUUUCCGUAGCACCUAUAGUUUCUGCUACGUGACCAGAAUAGCGCUGCUACCGGUACUAGAGUUAGCUGCAGAUUGGCAAUGCCUACGCAAGACCUGCGCCCAGCAUUUCGCCGCAUCUUAAAGAUCAUAGACCAAAUAGACCUACCUGAGCUGCUGCGUGAACCCCUUUGCAGCUCGCUGCGACACGCCCGGUCUUCACAACAAGCGCAACAGAGCCAGCAGCGACGGAGCUGCAAUGGUGCAUUUGCGUACCUGCAGUUUCCUCGCCCAGUCUAUGGGUUUCGCGAUGAAGUUAUUGAUUUAACAUGGCGAUGUGACGACCUUAUCGGCACAUCAUCACAACUCACAGCCAUCGCAGUCCAAGUAGCAGUCGAGUGGAACAUUGUCCCGAAAGCGGAGGCCCUUCUGAAACAGCUUCUGCAGUUUACCGAACAGUACCCAUGCAACAAUGCAGGGGCCAAAGGUACAGCACCGACGACCUCCGGCUCUGCUGCGGCUACCUCUUCCAGAUUUCCUCCCCCAGCAAGGGCAGCUAGCAGCAGCAGACGGCUCAUGCAUACAGCGCGCGUCGCGUUCCUGGCUAACGAGCUUGUAUACCUCGUGACUGCAUGUGCCCGACUGGGCUGGAAUACGGCCGCGGGCAGUGCUACAGCGGCACGCAAUCGUGCUGUUGCAACUGCCAUCGCCUCUGACCGCACGCGGCUGUACGAACAGCUCUGCGACGCCGCCGUCGGACAUGCCAUGGCCGCUGCCGUACGGUUCGUCCAAUCUGACGUCUGGCCGCUGCUGGCGGAGCCGAAGCCCGAGGAGGACGGGGUGCAGGAUGAUGCAGAAGGCCGGAUGCAGGUCCUGCUGGGACUCUGGGAGCAUGGGUGCGAUAUCCUGCACGCUGUAGCAAGCACCCUUCACCACCUGAGCACCUGGAAUGACAGCAGCUGCAUGACUCCGCUCCAGCAGCAGCAGGCACAGCAGCUGCUGCAGCAGAGCGGCAUCAUCGCGGCCGUUUGCGGCGCACUCGCCACCGUGUCCCCCCGCCAGUACGAGGCCUCAGGCGCGCUGGCGGGUGCCUGCCCGAACCGCAUCAAGGGCCCUCUGAAUCGGUUGCAAACGGCAGUGUCUUACAUGAUGAAAGCCACCAUAACUCUUUGCAACCUUGGAUUGAAUGCGGGUAGCGCGGUCCUGGCGGAGGUCCUGGCUGCGCCCGAGGUGGUGGCGCUGCAGCGGGGGCUGCUGGAGAGGAUCAUCCAGGACGGAGGCGGCGGAGGCGAUGAGGGUGCUGAUAUGAGUUCUUCCGGCGGCACCAGCGUCUCCUUGCCGCUGCUGGACAGCAUUCCAAGCCUUGAAGAGGUGCUGGCAGAUGCAGACCCCACCAUGGAGGAUCCCACCAGCAAAAACAUCGCAUGUGCGCAUGUCACCAUCGUGAACUCCGUGAGUAAGUCGUGGAUGGCAUUAGACCGCGCAAUGGGGCUGCGCUCCGCUGCGCCUAGCCCACGCGAGCGCAUGUGGCUGGGACUGCGGCUGCUGCGGGCGCUACACCGCCUCACAUGCGGCCGUGGUGUCGGUGGGAAGUACGACAUGACGUCGGCGCAAGUGACGCCGUGUCUGACGGCUGUGCUCCUUCUGCAGAGCCUUGUGGCCCCUUUCCUAGAAGGGUCACUGACUGGCUGGCAGGAGGCCGUUGCUUGGUGUAUGGCGAUUGUGACUGAGGUGGUGCUUCACGGCUGGCCACUUCACAACAGAACAGUGUGGGCAGUCCUUCCGGAACUCCUGAACCAAUGGGCUAAGAUGGCUGCGCUACCUGAUGCCGCCCACCACAGCCUGCCGGCACGGCUGAGCCGCGCACGGCUGCUGCGCACGUUCGACACCCUCCUGCGCAUCACAGCCGAGACCAGCAGGGCAGCAGCUGCAGUGACACCGGGGGUCGCCACCGCACUCGCCGCCGCCUCUUCCUCUGCCGUUGCGGCGACCAGCGCGGAUCGGCCCCCGGCCCUAGUUGCUGUCCUGUCCUGUGCACAUGAGAUGCUGCGGCAACCGUUGGUUGAAAUGCUCCUGGAUACCUGGGAGCGGCGGCGGGGGGCGACAGGAGAGAACGGAG